AUGACAACCAGAGCCUUGGAGGACCUAGAUGGGGGCCUGGGCAGCUGCUUGCCCAGCGAUGACCUCUCACUGCUGGAGGAGCCUUGCCCAGGCCGGCGGCCAGAGAACAAGGCACGAGGGACACCCAGGAUGGUGGAGUCCAGCAGCUGGCCCCUCGACUCAGUGACAGCUGCUGCAGCAGAUGCUAGACCCAGUAAGAUGGAAAAGGAUCCUGUAGCCAAAGGGGCCCCAGGACCAGGCAAGGAGAAGCUGAAAGCUGGAGCGAGUCCCCGGAGCGCCCCGGUGCGCAAGAAGUCUCAGGCCAUGCCUCCCAUGCAGCCGCCACCACCUCCGCCCCAGGCUCUGAACGAGGACCUGCCCUGGGGAGACGUGACCCUUAAUAAGUGCCUGGUGCUGGCCUCUCUGGUGGCGCUGCUGGGCUCUGCUUUUCAACUGUGCCGCGACGUGGUGGCUGGGGAGGCACCCGUCUCUGCCCCUGCCCCUCAGCCGUGGGUCCCACCCAAGAGGCCAGUAUCGCCCCCGACUAAGCCGGUGGGCUUGGCGCCCCCACCAGGGCCACCUGUGCCCCCAGCCAAGACAGAGGACAGACCUGAGCCUCCCCAGACGUCAGCAACAGAAAACUUGCCGGAGGCAGCAGAGGAGAAGUCUCCCCCAAAGGGUUCUGGAGAGGAGGAGACUGUGCCUCGAGGGGACCGAGGUUCUCCGGAGAGGCCGCGGAAGAAAGAGAAGCUGAGAAAAGAGAGGUCACGGAAGGAGGAGAAGCCGAGAAAGGAGAGGCCAUGGGCCACCAAGGAGCCCCGGGAGGCCCUGCCCCGCUCCCCGCGCUCGGAGGCACGCGAAGGGAGGCAUCGGCCGGGUGCGCGGGACCCCGAGCACAGGAAGCACCAAGUCUGGGCCUCCCCUGGGCGCCGCGACGAGGAUGCCUGGCCUCCUGGGCGACGGAAGCACCGCGGAGUCAAAGGACGCGACUAA
Jaculus jaculus (lesser Egyptian jerboa) is the source of this 972-nucleotide messenger RNA. It is a transcript of the gene Jsrp1, whose product is annotated as junctional sarcoplasmic reticulum protein 1. Gene Ontology annotation, biological process: regulation of ryanodine-sensitive calcium-release channel activity; skeletal muscle contraction. Bases 1 to 972 code for a protein of 323 amino acids. The record is from RefSeq and is a predicted model, not a curated record. NCBI's taxonomy places the organism in Eukaryota, Metazoa, Chordata, Mammalia, Rodentia, Dipodidae. Gene Ontology annotation, cellular component: sarcoplasmic reticulum. The transcript is spliced from 6 exons.